Molecule: messenger RNA, 1584 nt
Organism: Marchantia polymorpha subsp. ruderalis
Lineage: Eukaryota; Viridiplantae; Streptophyta; Marchantiopsida; Marchantiales; Marchantiaceae
Source: the annotation of a GenBank genome assembly
UUGAGUUUGAAGAAACCGUCAAACUGAAUCUGGCUCUAGUUCCAAGUGUAUCCUCCGCACAUGGUACGUGAGUCGGCUGGCUACAAGUUACUAGCUUUACGCCGAUAGGUCUGAAACCGAGAGAGGUGACCCUGCGAAGCAGAUGGUGAUCUUCGAAGAUGCAUUGCAUAUUAGAUCGAGCAUUACAAGCACAAUUCCACAUAACUCAGGUAGGCUUCAUCGCAGGAUUCGAUCAAUCGCUGAAUUCGACGGAGACAACCAAAGAAAGGAUCACAUGAAUAGCUAUGGGUACCGGCCUGACUGUCCAUAAUGAGUAUAUCGAUGAAUCUUGGCAGGGGACAGGAUUCAUGUCAUGCAGCGGAUUGGAAGAGGCUGAUUUCUUCACCACUCCUUCCAGUUUUGUGAGGCUAAGGUUCGAUGGAACUGCCGGAAUUGCCAGCAUUGCAUAACGACUUGUGUGGAAAGACAUGUGGAAAGCGUUGGGUCUCACCCAAACGACUGCCGAGGAUAGCUUUAGGACGCCUACGAUUAAGGGUCUGAGUUCUGUGGAAGAUGGAGAACCGUCUCGGCAACCAUGCAUCAGCAUCAGCGAUAACGCCAAGCUCCUGUUGAACAGCACAACUCCAGGGCAAGCGGUCAACGACGUGAUCCGUCGACAAAAUCAGUGUGAAGAGAUCGCUGGAGGAAUUGCAGGCGCUAUGGGCGCAUUUCGAAGGCGGAGAGAGAGCCUGGAAUAGCCUCGUUUCCUUUCUUCCUCAUCAGAUGACCAUCCAUGUGCCCGGACUGAACGUCAGCAGCCACACUGACGUCCAGUCCAGUACGGCGACAGGAACGAUCCAGAGAAGCUGACGGCGGCGAUCUAUGUGGUGAGCUGCGCCGACGGGCACGACAGAAGGAUGCAAGCUGACGGCGAAAUACAAGAACCUCACGAGCACCAUCAACUCCGAAGCCUGUCAUGAAUCAAGUCUAUCAGAGUCUUCGGAGGUGGAGGAAGGAACAGGCGAUGGCAAACAAGCGAACCAAAUUGCCCUCGUAUCAUGCCCAUAACUAAUAUUGAUAAUGACGAUCCGAUUCGUUCCGCAGUAGGCCGGAAAGGGGAGUGAGUACCUUCUUGUAUCCGUGGCUAUGAGAAGGAAGCGAGCAAGAGCAAAGGCUAUUUCAAGUUGAAGAAUCAACAGUGCUUAAUUGCGGGCAAUCCGAUCAACGGUGAUAAGCUCGGUGGCUAUCAGCUGGACGACUCAGGACUGUCUCACUCCACGAAUUGGAUUUUCGAUUUAGCCAAAAGGUUAACCGUUUGUGAUUAUCAUUCAUUAUACAUGGCACUGUAUUCCUCGAUGACAGAUCUGUUUGCGUAGAGUUCUACAGCCUUGUUGUUGCUCCAGACAUUUCAGGAAUUUCUUCCAACCUGGAGAUGACUUGUUGGAAAGAGUGUGAACAUUGUCCAUGUCACUUGCUCCUGCAUGUAAAAGACAGAUCCAAAUUUGGACACACGACUCAAUUCCAAGACCAUUUUGAACACGGCUGUGACUCACCAAAAUUCUCCCUUUUAUUCCGGUUUAUCUUAAUAAAAGAUCCUAUCAUGCG